Hyalella azteca is the source of this 1609-nucleotide messenger RNA. It is a transcript of the gene not, whose product is annotated as ubiquitin carboxyl-terminal hydrolase 22. The record is from RefSeq and is a predicted model, not a curated record. Gene Ontology annotation, biological process: protein deubiquitination. Lineage: Eukaryota; Metazoa; Arthropoda; Malacostraca; Amphipoda; Hyalellidae. The annotation marks the transcript as partial. The transcript has 7 exons. Gene Ontology annotation, molecular function: cysteine-type deubiquitinase activity.
GUGGGACAUAAUCCGCUGAUCCUGCAGAAGCUCCUGCACCUCAUCUGGACGCACGCGCGGCACUUGGCGGGCUAUGAGCAGCAGGACGCGCACGAGUUCUUCAUUGCUGCUCUGGAUGUGCUGCACCGACACUGUCAGGGCAAUUCUCCAAGCAAUGGUGAUAGCAACCACUCCUGCUCGUGCAUCAUAGAUCAGAUCUUCACAGGCGGGCUGCAGUCUGACGUCGUAUGUCAGGCAUGCAAUGGAGUGUCAACAACCAUAGACCCAUUCUGGGACAUUUCCUUGGACCUGGGACCGUGUCCAUACAGCGGUAAGAGCAAGGGCGCAGCUGCUACGGCUCCCACGUCUCUCACCGACUGCCUGGACAGGUUUACCAGACCUGAACAUUUAGGGAGCAGCGCGAAGAUUAAGUGCAGUGGCUGCCAGAGCUAUCAAGAAUCAACAAAGCAGCUGACAAUGAAAAAACUUCCUGUUGUGUGCAGCUUUCAUUUGAAACGGUUCGAGCACAGCAAUCGUCUCCACAAGAAGAUCUCAACUUUCAUAUCAUUCCCUGAACACUUGGACAUGACUCCGUACAUGUCCAACAGACGAAACAAUAACAACAAUCAUAAUAACGGAGUAGCUCAUAGAAAUACUGAUGUAAAUAAUAGGUACUCGCUGUUUGCUGUAGUGAACCAUGUGGGCUCGCUGGACGCUGGUCACUACACGGCGUACGUCCGGCAGCACCGCGACCAAUGGUACCAGUGCGACGACCACCUCAUCACACGCGCUACCAUCCAGGACGUGCUGCGCUCUGAAGGGUAUCUCCUGUUCUACCACAAGCAAAUCCUGGAGUACGAAUGAGAAGUCAUCCUUGGAGACUCCAAUCUAGUUACCUUGAACCACAUUCUUCUCGAUAGUCAAUUUCAGUGUCUGUACUGAAGGGAACGAAAUUACGCCCUUUUAAAAUAAUUUGUUUGUUUUCUUCUAUUAUCGCUGGCUUGUGCACGACAUCGUUGCAUACGUGAAGAGAAAAUAGGCGUAGUUAUUAUGCCCUCUAACGUUAGUGAGCUCUGGGCUAGUCUGUCUAACCCGAAUGCGGUUCAGCGUUUUUCUGUACUGAUUAAAUGCUAAUAUUUAUGAACCAUUGGAUUACCCAAACAAAGUUAAUUUUUCUCUGUUGUGUCCUACGUUCGUUAUGAUUCUGAAAUUUUGAUCGGAUUGUGUGAAAAUAAUUUUAAUCAAAUUAUCGAGUUUGUGCCACACUGUGAGCACUUGAUUGUUGCUAUGUAGUCCUUGCAAUGUACCUGCUUUAUGUCGAGUAAAAUUGUCCUGAAUUUGUUUAUUGUCACAUUGUUAAGUUAGCUCCUUUGUUACUGUAUAAUUUCACGUGUCAAUUUUCACGUUGAUUUUCUCUGUUAUUUCACUACCCGUGUCAGUCGGUGCAUUUUUCUUUGUGUAUUGUUUUGAUGAAGCGAUCAACGCUACAGGUUGUGUUCUCCGAUUCAUGUUUUUUUUUUUUGGGUAGCAUUGGUGCUAUUCUACUCAGUAUUGGGUAAUUCUAGGUUUACUGUGAGCCAGCCUCACUCACUGUACUGUGUGUUCCGUAUCAAUGAAUGCUUGAGUGUAC